AUUUGGGUUUGGCAUCCAGCUGAGGUUGGUUUGAAAUUCAAGACUUCUUUCAUUCUAGCUUGCUUAACCUUAAUACUCGUUUUGUCCCGGGGGCCAAAGUACGAAAAGUACACGUACUAUGAUCUGAGAAGUAAAUUUGAGCCUAUUUCCUGCUGUAAAAUGAGUAAUUUUACGUCUAAUACAAGAGCGGAAAGUGAAUGCUUGCUUCCAUUAGAGCAUGGCAUUAUUCUGAUUAUUCUGAAUAUCAUUUCAAGCGUCUUCGGAAGUAUUGGAAACUUAUUGGUCUGCGCAACGAUUUACACCACCACUGGUCUUCAAACUAUUUCCAAUUAUUUCCUCGUCAGUAUGGCAGUUGCUGACUUGAUCGUAACUGUGGUGGCACAGCCUCUUCUUGUGGGCUUCCUCGGCGCAGCAAUCGAUGGUUCGUGUGCCAAUAUCGUGGAGUUAUUGUUCAGACUUGCAGCGAAUAUUUCCUGUGCUGUUUCUGUGAUUCAUCUGUGUUUCAUCAGUGUUGAUAGAUGUCUGAUGGUGACGAAACCGCACAAUUUUAGUCGGAUCAUGACGAAAAUGAGAUCUCGAAUCCUGUUAUUGAUAUCCUGGGUCCUGCCGAUUAUCUACGCUGUUCUGAGACUGAAAGUCAGCAAGAGGGCGACGUCUCUGUUCACUGUUGCAAUGAUGGCCGUGUGCUACAUGGUCAUCGUCAUCAGCUACACCCUCAUUAUUAUCCAGGUACGAAAACAACAAAAUCUGAUGCAAUCACGCCAAACUGCCUACUCGGCUGGUAACAGCAAGAGAAAGCGUGACCAGAUGGAACGACGUGUCGCCAUGACAAUAGGCAUCGUCAUCAUAGUGUUCACCAUUUCCUGGCUGCCCAUAUUAGUACUGAGGUCACUCAACGCUGACAAGAAUUCCGGUACAGCGUACAACUGGGCACGCACGUUGGCCUUAUGUAAUUCAGCAAUGAAUCCAUGGAUCUAUUGCUAUCGUAUCCCAGAGUUCCGUGCGGCCUACAGGAGGCUGUUUAUUCUGUGUCGCUGGGGGCAAGUCAAGGGAAGUGGUCUUGGCGAAGCGGAGACGACUAUGACGAGUGAGUCUGCUACGAGGAAUCAAGACGUUCAUUCCUUUGAGCACGACAAUGUUCCUGUCGACGCUGGUAGCGGCAAGAAUCAGCAUAGUUCAAUGAAGAUAGUAUCUGUCCAACCAGAGUGUGAGCAGUCCCAGGGCCUUGGUGGAGACUCGGCCACGCCUGGCAGUGCAGGGGACUAGUACAUUAACACUAUCAAAAUCUCCUGUUUCGUGUUCUCAGUUGCUCGAUCAGGUUUGCAUCGAUUUUCAUGUAGAAAUUUAAUGUGUUGCAGUUAAGGUCCGGUGGAAUUUCAAAGUCGGCCAGUGUUUGUAUUGUUGAAGUUGAGGAUUCUUUACUUUCGCGGUUGGUAUUUGUGAAUAUCUGUAACUACCAAACUAUACCAGUCAUCGUUAUCUUCAAUCAUUCGCGACAUUAUCACCAUCAUCUAUCACCAUCAUCAUCGUCAUUACCGUUAGUCCGAUAUCAUCUUUAUCAACACCACUCCAUCAUCAUCAUCAUCAUCAUCAUCGCCUUAUUGCCUCAUCAUUGUCAUCUUCAUCAUCACCAUCAUUAUCGACAUUAUCAUCAUCACCAUCAUUAUCACCAUCACCAUCAUCAUUAUCAUCA
Actinia tenebrosa (Australian red waratah sea anemone) is the source of this 1693-nucleotide messenger RNA. Its product is annotated as trace amine-associated receptor 8b-like. NCBI's taxonomy places the organism in Eukaryota, Metazoa, Cnidaria, Anthozoa, Actiniaria, Actiniidae. Gene Ontology annotation, biological process: G protein-coupled receptor signaling pathway. Gene Ontology annotation, cellular component: plasma membrane. Gene Ontology annotation, molecular function: G protein-coupled receptor activity. The record is from RefSeq and is a predicted model, not a curated record.